Rodentolepis nana is the source of this 3279-nucleotide messenger RNA. The record is from the annotation of a GenBank genome assembly. Lineage: Eukaryota; Metazoa; Platyhelminthes; Cestoda; Cyclophyllidea; Hymenolepididae.
AUGCCAUCCUCAACUCUGGCAAAAAAUUUUGAGGAUUUGUCAUCAGAUCGUCAGCGGGUCAUGGCUUUCAUGUGGAUAUUGCUCACCCAGCAUAAUUUCACAGAAGCAGCUAAACUUUUAAAACAUACAGUGCAUAAGUACGAUCUUUCAUCGUCUUGGUUUUGGCAAGUGGCAUUUCAUCUUUUUAACGUUAUGAAAACCCCUUACUCAACGGACGGUAUAAACAAAAUUCUGUUUGACUUCGCCUUGCUUGAUGAAAACAAUCGAAAGUUGGAGGCGAUUCUGUCGAUGAUACAAUGCCGUGAUUGGGAUGCUGCUCUUCAGAACAAAAAUCUUCCAUUAAAUGUGACCAGACUCCGUGAUUAUUCUAGGGAACCAGAACACUUACACGUUUUAAAAUUACAUCGUUUAUAUUAUGGCCUCUCUCACUUUGCUACUUGGGUUGAACGCGGAAUGUCUGAUGACUUCACUUCAUUGAGUUAUGGUGGGGCUGGUUCAAUGUUUGAGAGUGUUUCGUCGCUCAUUAACGCCGGUGAUAUAGUUGAUGUGUUUCUUCGUCCUUAUAUGUUCUACCUCAGUACAAUUAAUUCCGUCGUUACAGUUCUUGAACUCCUUGAGACCUACGCGAAUAAGCGUUCCUAUCAUCCAAAUGUUUACCGAUAUCUAGCAGAAGGAUACCUACUUUCUGCUGCAAAUUCAGGAACUGCCAUCCCUCGUACACCAAUUGGCUUCCGUAAUGCUAUCAAUAACGAUCUCACAGAUUCACCAAACCUACAAACCACAAUUGACAAUCUCGUUAAAUACUCCCUUAGACUCCUCCCGACUGUUGCUCCAUCAAAAUGGGAUCGUGGAGAUAAGAAUUGGCAUUAUAUGAUUGCCAAUAUUUGCCUUGAAAAUGGAUUCCCUGAAGAAGCUCUGGAAAUUGCAUUUUCCAUGUUGGACAAUCCAUCCUGGUGUCAUUAUGAUCGUGUUUGGAAACUUCUAGAUAGGUGCCUAUUGGUAGUGGGGUUGGACAGUUCAUCUUUAUCUAACCUCUGGUUAAUUCGAACCUCCAGUUGGAAUCGGUAUCUUUUUACAAAUCCAAAUUUGUCUCCUGAUGCAAAAGAUGUCCUUUUAAAACUCAAUCAGAUUUCGGUCUGUUGUUCUCAUAUUGAAAUCUCAUCCGAUGAGUCGGAUUGUGAUUUAUUUAGUGCAAUGGAGACCCUGCGGGCUAUACCUGACUUUCAAUUGAAUUUCGACAGAAUUUCCCAGUAUUUUCAACAUGCAAGGGGUCUAUUGGCUACCGAAGCACAGAAAACUAAGCCUAUUAAGGAAAAACCUGUAGGACAAGUGGCGGAAGCUUCCAUUGCAAGUUCUUGUGUUUGUUUAAAUCGAAAAAUUUACUUUCCAUAUGAACGAGUUGCGGUCUAUAAACGGUUAUUAUCAAAAAUAACUACGGAAAGUGAAUCGGAUAACCCUGAAGAGCUUCCGGAAUUUCAGGAAUUUCUUCAGCUUCAUCGUCAACUUCAAAGUGCUCAAAAGGAAGCUUCCAAGGAUUUGGUGUCUUUUUCGCCCUGCGGACAUUUAGUUUUGCCAGUAGACAUGGAGGAAUUCUUCCUUGAACGUCUUUAUCAAGAUCAAUUACUUCGGACUCCUAGCGGUGUCUACAAGUUUGUGAAUAGUUCACAGUUUCAACUUGGUCGAGCUUCAACAGCUUCAUUUUCGCAUUUAAAGAGCUUUGGUAAAGAUUCCACAUUAGCAUCCUUCUUGCUAAAAGAGAAGAUCCUUUCCUGCUCCUUAACUGUGAAGACUUCUAAGAUAGCUGAGGAUGUGAGCUAUAAACAUGCAAAAAUUUCACCAGAAGUGAAUAUUAUCACCACUGCUGAUGUAUUAGUUGAUUUUGCCAAGUAUUUUGACUCCCAGACAAAGUGCUACUUUCCUGUGGAAAUCAUUCAAUCUCCAUUUGAUACGGACAAACGGAUAGCUCUCUUAACCAAACCUUUCUUGGCGGAACUACCAAAGGACAACCGUUUGAGAACAAAGGAAUGCUACAUGACACUUUGCAGAGAUAACCUUCUAGUGGCUCCUCCGAAACAACCUUUAAACUCACCUAAACAGAUUCCUUCUGGAGCCAUGAAAAGUGACUCUUCUUCAGAUGAAGAGGGGCCUAAUCUCAUCAUUGAUGACAUUCCUGUUUGUGAAGCUUCAGUUUCUUUUAAUUCUCCUACGAAAGAAUUUAGUGAAAUUCUUAACCGUUGCUAUGUUGUGGAGAACACAGCACGUGACCUGAAUGAAAUUGAAGUCCUAGAUGAGCCAGCUUCGCCAGAACCAUCUUCACCACCUUGUACACCUUCUCAUCCCCCACCUUCACAUUCCCCAGUUCCGCCCACUCCCGUUGUUGCAACACCAUCGCAAUUGGGGGAAAUAACUUGCAACCGAUUUUGGAAUCUCUUUAAAGUGGGACAGCAGCGGUUACUUGUCUCCUCGUGUGGUGUCAAGUUGUCACCGGACUCGUGUAUUUUUAAGGCAGAUUGUCCAUUCUUUCCAAAAUGCACUGAACUUUGGCCUGGUUCAGGUCCGGAUUACAGGAUAGUGCAUUUAGAAGUUCGGCCCGAGUAUCUUCAGCCUUGGGGCUGUGAGGUCUUGUCAGAAGAGGAAAUCUUUUUGUCUCUGCUUGGAGCUCGCCUUUCAUCACCUGCUAAGCCGACAGUACUUCGCCUUCGUGUGGAAGCCUCAACAGGACGAAUAAUAUUUGCAGAGGUUCAAACAGUUGAUCAACUUUUGCAAUCGAAUCCACAUUUCAAAUUUGAAACACGUUUGGCUCGUUUAACGAACGUUUUUUCGCCUCUUUCUCGUCUUCCCGUUGGGAAAUAUCUCCUUCCAUCACGAUCAUCUUUUGUGGGGAAUAAAAAGAAGUACCAAAUCUACGAGUUAAUUACUGAAAAAGACAAGGGAUAUCCAAAAUCUGCGAUUGAUUUGCAUAAAUGUGCGACAGAGAUGUUCCAGGCCGCAUCAAAAGAGUUCAUUUCUUCCACAGAGGCGACUGACUUAGGAGCUACUUGGCGAGUGGUAAAACGGCUACCUCUAGACAUCUACACUCCCUCAGGCAUUGAUGGUGAAAAUCUUCUAAUCCCAGCCAUUGAUACAGGCUUCCAAAUGUCUCCGGUUCCUCAUACUUCACACCCUCUUUCAGAGCAUCCUAUAAUAAGGCGAUCACUUAGAAAAAGGGCUGUACCUGCGGAAUCAGAACAAACCUCACCUUCAGUUACGCCAAAGAAGCUAAAAAUUGAAAGCCAGUAA